Messenger RNA from Chiloscyllium plagiosum (whitespotted bambooshark), 2636 nucleotides. The record is from RefSeq and is a predicted model, not a curated record. NCBI's taxonomy places the organism in Eukaryota, Metazoa, Chordata, Chondrichthyes, Orectolobiformes, Hemiscylliidae.
ACAAAAAUACAAAAUGGAAGAGCGGGUAUCUUGACAGUGAGCGGAAAAUGGUUGUUAAGAGUUGGGGGGUAUUUUAAAAAUACAACGUGCAUUUGAUGUUACCUUCCCAUGGCUAUUAGUCACGUUAUUUUGUUGAGGUAUUUAACCCAUCGUUUGUUCCUAGAAACAGAUAGCUUCCUCACAAAUACUUGGGUGAUAGAAGGUUUAAUUUCAAGCCAUGGUUUCAUUUUUCGAGAAUAAAUUCUUCAUUUAGCGGCGGAAUUUCCGGAUUAAUGCGGUAGGGUUUCAGGAGUUGGCGGUGGCUGGGUGGAGAGCCAGGCUGAGAUGGAGAAACUAUGCCACUAUGAGAUUGUUGGGGAACUCGGCCGAGGGAGUUACGGGACUGUGUACGAAGCAAGACACUGCAAGAGCCAAGUUAAAGUCGCCUUGAAAAAAGUGCUGUGUGGCUCUCCUGAAUCUUCGGAACUGGCUCUGCAGGAGUUCUGGGCGCUGAGCAGGGUGAAGAAGAGACACCAGAACGUGAUCUGGCUCCAUGAGUGCAUCCUGCAAAAGGAGCAGGUCAUCCAGAAGAUCAGGAAGGAAUCUCCGGAAUCAGACAGCCACUUGCUCCUCAUCGAGACUUGCCUUAAGGGGAAGUGUUGCUUCGACCCUGGAACCACCCCCCUCUUGUGGUUUGUGAUGGAGUUCUGUGAUGGGGGCAAUCUGAAUGACUACUUGCUGAGCAGAGACGCUGACCGAAGGCUGAACAGUCACUUCAUACAGCAGCUCGCUGCUGCUGUGGUGUUCCUGCAUCUCAAUCAGAUCAUUCAUAGAGACCUCAAACCAGACAAUGUCCUAAUUGUUAACACUCCAACCGGACCCCUCUUAAAGGUGGCUGAUUUUGGCUUGAGUAAACUGUGCCAGAAUAAAGGCAGUGUGAAUCAACGGCAAAUGUCAACAGCAUGUGGCUCUGAUUUCUACAUGGCACCAGAACUCUGGGAGGGGCAGUACUCUGCUAAAGUUGACAUCUUUGCCCUUGGGAUCAUGUUCUGGGCCAUAAUUGAGAGAAUCACAUUUCGAGAUGCUGAAGUCAAAAAGGAGCUGCUGGGUAUAUAUCUUUCUCAGGGGCAUGAAUUGGUCCCUGUGGGAAAGGCAUUAGUGGAAAACCCCAGCCUGGCGCUUCCAAUUCCUUUGAAUAGUAAAAGGACUAUGAAUAAAGAUAUCAAGAAACUUCUAAGGGACAUGCUGGCAUUUAACCCACAAGAACGGCCAAAUGCCUUCAGCCUACAGGAACAAGUUGAGUAUGUCUUCAGGAACAAGAUGAUUCUCCCCUGAACCACCCACAAACUUCUCCUUGUUGAUCUAUGGGAAGAUUUGAAUGAAUGUGAACUUAUCCACAGAGCUGACACUGGCCUAGUUUUUAGAUAUUAUGCUGGAUGCUUAUUAAUGUAAAGACUUGGGCUUGUGCAUAGAAUUGAUGUGUAUUGAGUUGAGGUGUACAUAUUCAGUACAGGUUACAGUUCAUGUCUCAAAAGCAACUUUUCAAAUAUUUGUAAGAAAUAAAGGACCGAAUCAGUUUUAUUUUGGACUGUGAAUAACUUUGUGGUGAGUGGGUAUGGCUGUUUGGCUUCUUGUGUAUUUGCACACUCUUCAAUAAUUAUACUUUAGCUACUGGCUACCCACUAAGCAAAGGUAAUUUUCUUUUAAUGACCUAUUGCUUAUUAUACGUCAGGAUAAUACUGUACUUCACUAGGUUGAUAAACUAAUCUAUAUAAUGGAUUGUCUCCAUUCAAACUGAGAUCAGUCUCAGGACUGAGAUCUGAACAAAGGUAGUGACCUUUGUUCAGAUUGGUACCACUUUCAUCUUCCCAGUUCUCAGAUGGAUAGUUAGUUGAUUUUUAAAUCUUUAUGGUGUAUGUACCAAGACUUGUCACUCUGGUCUGAUUUUGUUGAUCUGUCUUGUAAUGUUUUUAUCAACUUGUCCAGACUUAUGACACAUCUUUGACCAGGUGGGACUUGAACCCAGGCCUCUUGGCUCAGAGGUAAGGUCACUAGCACCACAUCACAAGAGUCCAGUUCUGCCUUGUAACCUGGAGUAAAUGGUACUAUGUCAGGGAUUGUAUGCUAAUACCUGACUUUCAUUUCCUUAAUGCUUUGGGACACUGCUUUGACUUUGGAUCCCUCUUCUUUUUUACCUGUUGGUAGACUGUGAAUUUUCUCUCUUGAUUGGAAAUGUGCAAUUUAUUUUUGUUGUUUGUUGUAAAUCUGAAUUUUGAGAAUCUUGUCCUGGAAUUUUCCAGGACUACUUACUUUUAUUUUUGUCUCCUGGGAUGGGGUUUUUUUAAAAAAAAAAAGGGCUCUCAAUCUGUGCUGGAUUCCAGGUUUGUUGGGAGACCAUUGCAGUCUGUUUGGUUUCAGUAGAACUCCUAUUUACAUGCAAUAAUGUUUUGGGUGCUGUCUGAGGCUUAUUGUCUAUAUUAUGUAUGAGUUAUACUAGGUCUUUAGGCAAUUGGACACGUUAAUAAUUUCUGUUUGUCUACCUAUGACUUUUCUGAACCUGAUGUUGAAAUGUCAACCUUUUACCUCAAACAGGUAUCCUGCAACUAGACCACAGGAUAAUACCCUAUCACACAAAACUCUACUCUGCUGUCAGUCUU